This is a messenger RNA of Pichia kudriavzevii, 564 nucleotides long. RefSeq lists its product as uncharacterized. Lineage: Eukaryota; Fungi; Ascomycota; Pichiomycetes; Pichiales; Pichiaceae. The record is from RefSeq and is a predicted model, not a curated record. Gene Ontology annotation, cellular component: 90S preribosome. The coding region runs from base 1 to 564 and encodes 187 amino acids. The transcript has a single exon. Gene Ontology annotation, biological process: ribosomal small subunit biogenesis.
AUGUCCAAACGGAACGAGAUUAAAGAGAAAGAGCAGUUGCGGUUGCAAAUACAAGCGCAGUUUAACAAGAUUGAUGAAACUGUGUUAUCUUGGCUGAAACCGACUCCUCAACUGAGCACUGCAAACACAAGCACAGAUAAUGAAUUUGCCAAUCAGAUAGUAAUACCCAAUGGGAAGGGUAUCAAUUUUGACGAUUCCAUCAAAGAUGAGAAAAAAGUGACCAUAUCUGAUUUCUUACAAGAUGAAAAUCUAGAUAAGAGAAAAAAAGAAGGACUAGACAAGGUUAAGAAGGUUGGAGAUUUAAAGAAAAGUGGUGUUGGAAAUUCAAGUAAUUCCCUCCGAGCGUUAACAAAUAAGCUAAGAAAGGAUAGGCGUGGUGAUUUUGAAAGGAAGAAGGCUUUGAAGAGUUCCAUUGCUGAGAAGAUAAAGGGGGACAAGAAAAUAUACAAAGCGAACGACGAUGACGAAGAGGACUCAGAGGACGAAGAAGAUGAAAUUCUUAAGAGAAAGAGCAAGGGAAAGAACGAUGUCAUGGGUAAAGGCAAGAACAAGAGACCGUUUUAA